Molecule: messenger RNA, 1124 nt
Organism: Nelumbo nucifera (sacred lotus)
Lineage: Eukaryota; Viridiplantae; Streptophyta; Magnoliopsida; Proteales; Nelumbonaceae
Gene: AILP1
Product: aluminum induced protein with YGL and LRDR motifs
Source: RefSeq, a predicted model, not a curated record
CCCUCCUCUCCCAUGUUUGAGAAGUCUCCUUUACAUUUCUAUUUUCUAGCGGAGAGAGAGAGAGAAAGUAUGUUGGGUAUCUUCAGCAGCGCUAUCGUAACGCCUCCGGAUGAGCUGGUGGCAGCCGGCUGCCGGACGCCAUCGCCGAAGAUAACGUCGACGGCCUUGGUGAAUCGGUUCCUCGAGAAUAACCCCUCCGCUGUGUCCAUACAGGUCGGGGACCAUGUUCACUUGGCUUACACACACCACAACGAGUCGGCGUUACAGCCCAGAUCAUUUGCUGCGAAGGAGGAGAUAUUCUGCUUGUUUGAGGGGAUGCUGGAUAAUCUGGGGAGUUUGAGGCAACAGUAUGGCCUUGCCAAAUCCGCAAAUGAGGUGGUGCUGGUGAUCGAGGCUUACAAGGCUCUACGUGAUCGAGCCCCAUACCCUCCAAGCCAUGUGGUGGGACACCUCUGUGGGAAUUUUGCGUUUGUCCUCUUUGACAAGUCUACCUCCACCUUAUUCGUCGCUUCAGACCAAUUCGGCAAGGUUCCUCUCUACUGGGGGAUCACAGCAGAUGGGUACGUUGCCUUUGCUGAUGAUGCCGAUCUACUCAAAGGCGCCUGUGGCAAGUCUCUCGCAUCUUUCCCUCAAGGAUGCUUCUUUUCUACUGCUGUUGGAGAGAUCAAAAGCUUCGAGAACCCUAAGCACAAGAUCACCGCCGUUCCUGCUGCCGACGAAGAGAUUUGGGGUGCAAAAUUCAUGGUAGAAAGUUCAGCAGUCCUUACAGCCAUCAAGUAGAAAGGCCUGACCUUUUUUAAACCCAAUCAGUCUGGGGAUUGUCGGUGGAAAAGCAUUGUGUAGUGGUUGCCAUGUAAAUACCUAGUGAGAGUUGAUGGGAUAUUGGUUGAGGAUUGGCAGAGUAGAUGGGGGAAGAMUGAUGACUCAUGUAUGCGAAAAUAUAUGUAUUUUGUAAGGAUGGAUGUGUUGGUGUGUAUGUAUUCACUGUGUGUUGCAUCUUCUUAGGCUAGGCUAAUCCUCAACUUAGAUUUCCCUGUUACUUGUUCAAUGUACAGUUAGCUAUUGUGCACUCUGUUGCCCGUGUCAACUCAUAAUAACAAAAUCCCCCGAGUCUGCAAACGUUA